UCAGUUCCUCAGUUCUACUUUUUUGUGGAGACAGAAACACAGCUCUUGGUUCUAUUUGUUUUUCUUUUAGGCACUGCUAACAGAGUUAUGAUAACUUAUUGUACCAUGAAUAAUUAUGAAAUAGUAUUAACAGGUGAAGGAUGUAAUAAAUUAGACAUCUCUUCAUUUUAGAGAAGAUGGAAACAUCAUUGGUUUUCUUUUCUCAAUUAAAUAUGUGCGAAUCAAAAGAAAAAACUUUUUUCAAGUUAAUACAUGGUUCAGGAAAAGAAGAAACAAGCAAAGAAGCCAAAAUCAGAGCUAAAGAAAAAAGAAAUAGGCUAAGUCUUCUCGUGCAGAAACCUGAGUUUCAUGAAGAAACCCACUUCAGUAGAUCUGGGCACUUGGCCAGAGAAACAAGAGUCUCCCCCGAAGAAGCAGUGAUAUGGGGUGAAUCAUUUGAUAAACUGCUUUCUCAUAAAGAUGGACUGGAGACCUUUACCAGAUUUCUUAAAACUGAAUUCAGUGAGGAAAACAUUGAAUUUUGGAUAGCCUGUGAAGAAUUCAAGAAAAGCAAAGACCCUCAACAAAUUAUCCCUAAAGCAAAAGCAAUAUAUGAGAAAUUUAUACAGACUGAUGCUCCACAAGAGGUUAACCUUGAUUUUCACACCAAAGAAGUCAUUACUAAAAGCAUCACCCAACCUACCUUACAUAGUUUUGAUGCUGCACAAAGCAGAGUGUAUCAGCUUAUGGAACAAGACAGUUACACACGUUUUCUGAAAUCUGACAUCUAUUUAGACUUGACAGAAGGAAGACCUCAGAGACCAACAAAUCUUAGAAGACGAUCACGCUCAUUUACCUGUACCGAGUUUCAGGAUGUAAAGUCAGAUGUUGCCAUUUGGUUGUAAAGAAAAUUAAUUUUGCUCAUUUUGAUGGCAAAUUUGUAGUCUGCUUUUAAGAUAUAACAUGCUUACUUUUAACAAAUAGGUACAUCUUUAAAAUAAAAUGCAUCAUGUCAAAGGAUUUUAAAAGUGUAAAUGAAAACUUAACAUUUUAACAACACAUACUAUAUCUGUCAAUGUAUUCUGUAAAGCCUUCCAUUUGACUUAAUUCCAUUCAUAAUCAUAAAAACCUAUUACAUAAUGGGAAGGAAGUAAAAGAGUAAUAACAGUGUUUUAUAGAAUGAUUCAUUAGACUGUAAAGUUGAAUAGAAGUUAAGCCAAUAGUUAGAUCAAAUACCUAGUUUGGAUUUUUUUUCUAGAUGUAAACAAAUUAAUGCUCAGAUAUCCAUAUAUUCAGAAUACAUUUUUCAUAAUGAUGAAGAUUCUUUUUUUCUCAGUUAUAGAGAAGUGGUCCUGUUCUUAUAAUAGGAGAGGGCAAUCAUCUGUUCUGCGGUUACAACCCUGGGUUUGAGAAUAAACAAUGUAUCACUUCCAGUGAUAAGCCAGAAACAGAAACUCUGGGGAAUGGAUUCACUUAUAUAGAACUUCCAAGUUAAACAUAAUCCACAUUGAAAACUGAUAAUAGGAUCCAUGUUUGGGCUCAUUUUUAAGUAAAUAUGAGCAUGCUCCAGUAAGUGGAACACAUUUCCUCUUUUUUUUUUUUUUUUUUUGUGGAACACAUUUCUAACAGUCACAGAACCAUGACCAGGUUCUACCUAACUCCAGACUGGGACUAGGAACAUCUCACCUGCUAACAGAAAUUACUACUAAAGUACUAAAGUAGUGGGCAGUCAGUGGUUUGAAUGAGGCCCAGGGAAGAUUUAUCCCAGCUGUAUUUAGGUUUCAUUUUUGGACUUUCAGGAGCGGGAUAGAAAUUAGAAAUGAGAGGAGGUAAAGAAGCAAGGAGUCCAAACCCUGGAGACUCAUGUAUCUGCUACAUUGUCUCCUAUAAAGGAAGUGUUCCCCCAUUGAGCAUGUUCUUGUUCCAAGUCUCAUUGAAUCAUUUCAUACUAUAUUAUUCAAAUAAGAUUAUGGUCAUAAGUUAUAUAUAUAUGUCUCUACUUUAGGGAAAUAUUUAAUUUUAGAUGUGUGUUGCAUGUAAAUAUCUAUAUCUAAAGAUGUCAUACAUUUGGCUUUGGCAAAUGUUGUUUUAGUUGAAAUGUAAAAUAUAAAAACUGAG
This is a messenger RNA of Nyctereutes procyonoides (raccoon dog), 2097 nucleotides long. It is a transcript of the gene RGS18, whose product is annotated as regulator of G protein signaling 18. The coding region runs from base 177 to 884 and encodes 235 amino acids. The record is from RefSeq and is a predicted model, not a curated record. NCBI's taxonomy places the organism in Eukaryota, Metazoa, Chordata, Mammalia, Carnivora, Canidae. The transcript is spliced from 5 exons.